ACUGACUUCCUUCUUAAUCAGAGUGCAUGGUGAGUGACCGUUGGGUUGUGAAUCUUGUGAUGCAUGAGAGAAUUAGACUCGAGAACGUGGGUUGUUGUUGUUAGGUGGAACUUGUGGUAGCUGUGAAGUCCUCUCCUCUUAGGCAUUUUACCGAACACAACACUGCCAAAGCUAUUGCUUACUUACGUCUUAUUGUUAGUUCUUCAUUCUCCUAAUCAAAUUUCCAACACCUCUGUCGAUGCAAAACAUGUGUGAUUGAUUGUUGUAAUGAUGUCUGAGAACUGUUCUUAGAGAUUGGGACUUGGGAUUUUCAGUUUGGGUUAAGAGAAAGUGAUGGAGUUUCAGUUUCCGGUGGAAUUAGAGGAGGAGUUAGAGCGGGAAGCGCAUCCUCUGGCGUGGGCAAUGAAAAUGGGGGAAGGCAUUGGUCCUCGUGGAUUGGAGAUGCCCAGCCCUGAGUUAGCGCAAUUGAUCGUUUCCCAUCUCUGCUUCCGCCACAACCAUCCUUCCCUGUGGAAGUUUCUCCACCAUGCCAUGUCUUCUGGCCUUCUCUCCCCAAUCCAUGUCCUCUCCCUGCUCACUUCCAGAGUGAUUCCUCAACGACGGUCUCAACCAGAAGCCUAUAGGCUGUAUCUCGAGCUUCUUAGCAGAUACGCGUUAUCAUUUGAUGCAUCUAUGACAGAUAGUUGUAAAGUGAAGAUAAUAGAAUCUCUGGAUGCUGAACUCCAGCUUUCUCAGACUUUUGGGGCUCAAGUGCUGGACCUUGGACACGCAUUUGUUUUGUUCUUUUUCAGCAUUGUCACUAGCUUAAUUGACAGCUCAUUGUAUGAUUGGGGAUUCAGAAUGACAACUGUAGACAAGCCAAGCAGAGCAGUUGCAAGCAUGGAUCACCAGCACAUGGAUGUAGACUCCAGUGGAAAUUAUCAAAUGGAAAGGAAUGAACACCGUCAGCAGAUGAGGCAGAAGAAUUCUUUUAUGGCUAUAGAGGUGUUAGAAAGAUUGACAGAAAGCACAAAAGCUAUUGUUCUACUUAGGCUUGUUUACCUGAACAUGCCUGAAAAAUUUGAUGGUCUCCUACAAAGAUUGCAGUUUCUUGAAGGGAAUAAUUUGGCAUUCUCAAAGAGUAAAUCUGCAAGACAGUUUUUGGCAAGAUUGUCUGGCAACAUCCAGAAAGUUCCAUCUUUGGAAUACCAGUUAAAGAAGCAGCAGCUUAUCAGAAUGCUGGUCAAUCUUGGAUCAAAUAAUCCAGUCUCUCGCUGCAACUUUGGUUCUGGUCCAUCUGGCUGUUGGGUGCCUUUUGAUAUUUACAUGGAGAGUGCAGUGGAUGGGAAGCAACUUCUUAUCAAAUCAGCUAUUGUUAUACUUACAGAAAAAAUUUACACUCUCAAAAUGUUUAACCGGGCAAGUUGGCAAGAAACCUUCCUAGCACUUUGGCUUUCGGCCCUUAGGCUUGUUCAGAGAGAGCGUGAUCCUCUGGAAGGUCCUAUUCCUCAUUUAGAAGCCCGUCUUUGUGUCCUUUUGUCUAUUGUGCCCUUGGCAAUUGCAAAUGUGCUGGAGGAUGAGGCCAAGUUGCAUCCUUCUGUUCAGGAAUCUGGUUAUGGAAAUGGAAUGGACAGAAAAGGCUUUGGUGCAAGGAAACUUGCGCUUAUUUCCUCUCUCCAGCUGCUUGGAAACUUUUCUGGUCUCUUAUGCCCCCCAGCAUCCAUUACUACUGGAGCUAAUAAUGCUGCUGCAAAAGCAGCAUCUUUUAUUUCCAUUUCCAAGAAUGCCAAGGAUGGUUUAGGCAGUGGCUCUCCUACUGGUAAUUUCUUGAAUAAAGGUGGCAACAUGAUGCACCUCAUUGUGGAAGCUUGUAUUGCAAGAAAUUUGAUUGACACAUCAGCAUAUUUUUGGCCUGGUUAUGUGCCUUCUUCAGUAGUCUCUCUGCCUGAUACAUCACCAUCUCAGAGGUCUCCUUGGUCCACAUUUAUGGAAGGAGCUCCUUUGACUGAUUCUCUAAUAGACUUGCUUUUCACAACUCCUGCUUCAAGUUUAGCGGAGAUAGAGAGAUUAUAUCUUAUUGCACUGAAUGGCUCAUUAGAGGAGAGACCAGCAGCUGCAAAGAUUCUAUGUGGGGCAUCCCUUAGUCGUGGGUGGAAUAUUCAGGAACAUGUAGUGAGCUUUGUUGUCAAGCUUCUUUCUCCUCCUGUACCUCCUGGUCAUACUGGACCAAGGAGUCACUUAAUUGAUCAUAUGCGAAUGCUGAGUGCUAUUCUUUUUGGGGCUUCCUCCAUUGAUACUGUCCAUAUUCUUUCUUUGCAUGGUGUGAUCCCUGAAGUUGCAGCUUCUUUAAUGCCACUAUGUGAGACCUUUGGAUCUCUUAUACCUACAUCUAGUAACAAAUCAAGCACAAGCGAUGAGCCAUCAAUUUACAUGGUUUUUUCUUCAGCAUUUCUCUUUCUUCUGCAUGAAAUGGGUAAUAGUAUGAAACAGCUUGAAUUGGCAUCAGAUAAACCCAUAUACAUUGAUUAUUAUCCAAAAUUACGAGCUUGGUAUUGUCAAAACAGAUCAUGUAUAGCUUCAACACUACCUGGCCUGUGUGGUAGAAACCCUGUUCAUCAAGUUGCUGACAAGAUUUUAGGUAUGAUUUACUUGAAAAUAACCAAGCCUGGAGCCUCAUCUGGUAAUUCUUUGACACCAUCAAGUGGCAAUGUUUGUGGGUCCCCAGUGAAGAGUGGAGAAGAUGCUGGCCAAAUGCCUAUGCUCCCUGCAUGGGAGGUAUUAGAAGCCAUUCCCUUUAUUCUUGAGGCCAUUUUAACUGCUUGUGCUCAUGGAAGGCUUUCCUCAAAAGAUCUGACAACAGGCCUGAGGGACCUUGUGGAUUUCUUGCCUGCUUCUCUUGCAGCCAUUAUCAGUUACCUCUCUGCAGAAGUCACUCGUGGUAUUUGGAAACCAGUUCCAAUGAAUGGGAUUGAUUGGCCUAGUCCAGCAGCCACACUUCCAUCUGUUGAGUCUGAAAUAAAGGAAAUACUCGCCUCUGUUGGUGUUCAUGUUCCAAUCUGUUCCUCUGGGUCUUCUCCUCUAAUGCUUCCACUGCCAGUUGCAGCUUUUGUCAGUCUAACACUUACUUUCCAACUCACCAAGAGCCUGGAGUAUAUUCAUGCUGUUAUUGGUCCAGCACUGGAGAAUUGUGCAUCAGGUUAUGCUUGGCCUACCAUAAUCAGCUCUCUUUGGGCUCAGAAGGUUCGACGCUGGCACCACUUCAUCGUUGCAUCAUGUUCGCGGUCAGUGUUCCGGCAAAGUAAAGAAGCUGUUGCCCAGAUAUUGAGAAGCUGCUUCACCUCAUUCCUUGGAUCUCUUCAUAAUUCGAACUCUUUGUCAACCAAGCAAAACAAUAUCAAUGGUUUACUGGGGAGCCAGGUUUUAACUCCUGGUGUUUGUCCAUCCUUAGCACCAGGAUUCUUCUACCUUCGCUCCUAUAGGAUGAUGCCAGAUAUCCAGCGUGUGAAUGAUGUGAUUAUAGGGCUGGUAUCGGAGUAUGUGCAGGAAUCAGCUGCAAGAUGGACAAGCUCAGAUUCCCCUCUCCUAAAGUCUGGUCAAGCAUCACUGUCCUUUGCCGCUGUCAGGGCAAAGGAGGUGGCCACACUGGGUGCUAGUCUUUUAUGUGCGUCAGGUGGGUUUCAGCUGGUCCAAGAACUGUACUGUGAGACUGUACCUACCUGGUUUCUCUCUUCUAAGGAAGAGAAACCUGGCAGGGUAAGUGCUGUGGCACGUAUACUUGAAGGGUAUGCAAUGUCAUAUAUGUUAAUGCUUUCUGGGUCAUUUGUAUGGGGUGUUGAGGAGAAAGCAAGAUCAUGUUCAUUCUCUAGACGUGGCCGGAUUAUUGGGAUUCAUAUGGACUUUUUGGCAAGGGUUUUGAGAGGGAACAUUUCACUCUGCUGUGACCCUGCUACAUGGAAGGCAUAUAUCUCUUGUUUAGUAGGUUUAAUAGUGAGCUGUGCUCCAGCAUGGAUUCGACAAGUGAAACCAGAGACAUUAAGGACAUUGGCUGGCGGAUUGAAAGGAUGGCAUGAAUGUGAGUUGGCUCUCUCACUCCUUGAAAGAGGCGGGGUUUCUACAAUAGGAUCUGUAGCCGAGCUGAUUAAUAUGUUUAACUGAGUUGACUAUGAACCCCAUCUUUCUUCUUUUGAUUAUAAGGGGUGGAAUGCUAACUGCAACUUUCAGGGUAUGGAUUUCUCCUUGGUAAAUGAGAAAAUCAGCAUGCUGAGGUAUUGUAAGGAUUUGCAGCCCAGAUUAUGGUUUUGAAGUUAGUGGGUACUAGUUGCUAAUUUGGUUAAAAUGUUUGAAAGGGAUAUGGUCCUUGCCUUGAUUUUCCCAAGUCUUAGAUAAGAAGAUGAGCAGCAUUGGACCUCAUAGGCUAGUUGUUAGUUGCACCCACCCAAUACUUUAAUAAUAACCAAGGUUUAAGUCAUGAUAUUGUCAUGCUAAAAUUCCCUACACCCCUACCCCCAAAUUGUACCUGUUUAAAAAUAAAUGAAUAAAUGAGAAGAUGAGCAAGGAUGAGGAAAAGGCCGAAAUAGGAACUAAAUUAUUGCAAGCAAGCAGUGCAUGGUGAGGAGAAAAUGGAAAAUUAUUGCACUUCCAGUUUAGUCUUCCCUUGAAUAAUGUGUCAGGAUUAAU
This is a messenger RNA of Rubroshorea leprosula, 4656 nucleotides long. The record is from the annotation of a GenBank genome assembly. Lineage: Eukaryota; Viridiplantae; Streptophyta; Magnoliopsida; Malvales; Dipterocarpaceae.